Messenger RNA from Zingiber officinale, 2502 nucleotides. Its product is annotated as protein DETOXIFICATION 51-like. The record is from RefSeq and is a predicted model, not a curated record. The coding region runs from base 556 to 2181 and encodes 541 amino acids. Gene Ontology annotation, molecular function: antiporter activity; xenobiotic transmembrane transporter activity. Gene Ontology annotation, biological process: xenobiotic detoxification by transmembrane export across the plasma membrane. Lineage: Eukaryota; Viridiplantae; Streptophyta; Magnoliopsida; Zingiberales; Zingiberaceae. Gene Ontology annotation, cellular component: membrane. The transcript is spliced from 2 exons.
GUCCCACAUAUAUACGCCAUGAGAGCGUGCGAGGAUUGCGUGCCAGCAGGCUCCUCUGAACGAAGAAAAUUUAAUGUGAGAGAUAUGAUGAAGAUUAUUAGCUGCGUGUUUUAGGUUAUACAACACGUACAUCUGUUGCGUGCAUGAGGAAGAAGGCAGUUUCCUCCUCACGGACAUGCAAACUGUUCCUUGGAAGGCGGCAGUGAAUUAUUUACUUCCACAAACAUUAAACGGUCUUAUCUUUCUUAUGUAUUUAUUUUAAUACAAUUUGAAUUUAAACACAGAGUAAUAAAAAAUACACAUGGUUUUUUUUUUAAAAAAAAAAAAUUCUAGGAGACAUGAUUCGAGAUUGUGCAGCAGGAUAAACAAGAAUUUGAAGGCUGGAAGCGACGCCAAUCUUUCAAUAUUUAAUGCCCAAGAAGAACCGACGCUUCUGCUGCGCCCCCGCUCAUUAAAUGCUGGAAGAAACGAAAGCAGUGCAGAAUUAAGCUUCCAUUCCAUUCCAUCUUAACUUUUUGUUGCCUUCUGAAUUCCGAAUUCGUCGCCUCCGCCGCGAUGUGCAACACCACAGCCGCCGGCGACUCAACUGAUGAAAGCCAUGCUCUUCGGUCGCCCGCCCAUUUCUACCUCACCUUCCUUCGUCUUUCCAAACAAUCCGGCCUUUGCAAUAUCCAAGAGCAGCGGUUGAAGAACUUGAAGUCCCUCCCCGCAACAGAGUAUCUGGAGAAACCGCUUCCGUCGCCGGCGGAAGCGCUUCAGGAGGCCGCCUCGCUUUUCCGGCUUUCCUUCCCCAUUGCGGUGACGGCGUUGCUUGUCUACUUGCGUUCCGUAGUCUCGAUGCUCUUCCUGGGUUCGCUGGGCGACCUGCCGCUCGCCGCUGGCUCCCUGGCCGUCGCCUUCGCCAACAUCACCGGCUACUCUGUUCUCUCCGGGCUUUCGCUGGGCAUGGAGCCGCUCUGCUCGCAGGCGUUCGGUGCGAACCAGCCGCGCGUCCUGGCGCUGACCUUCCACCGCUCCGUACUCUUCCUCCUCUGUUCCUCGAUGCCCAUCGCUCUGCUCUGGCUCCACAUGUCGCCCAUUCUGCUCUUCCUCGGGCAAGACCCCGAGAUCACCUCGGCGGCGCAGGAGUACCUCCUAUUCUCCCUCCCCGAUCUCUUAUCUUUCUCGCUCAUCCACCCCAUACGUAUCUACCUGCGGUCGCAGGGCGUCACGCGGCCGCUCACAGCCGCCGCCGCCCUUGCUGCGGCUGUCCACCUCCCGGCGAACUUCCUGCUGGUGACCCGCCUCGGCCUCGGCGCAUCGGGCGUGGCUACCGCCGCCGCGGUUUCGAAUCUUGCUCUGAUCCUCUGCCUCCUUCCGCACGCGCCACGCGGGGCCACCGCCGAGUGCCUCGCCGGGUGGGGUCCGCUGCUCCGCCUCGCGGCCCCCAGCUGCGCUUCCGUCUGCCUCGAGUGGUGGUGGUACGAGUUCAUGAUCCUCCUCUGCGGCCUCCUCCCCGACCCCCGCCCCGCUGUCGCCUCCAUGGGCGUCCUCAUCCAAACCACCGCCCUCGUCUACGUCUUCCCUUCCUCCCUCGGAUUCGGCGUCUCGGCCCGCGUCGGCAACGAGCUCGGCGCCAACCGCCCAUCCCGCGCGCGAGUCUCCGCCGCUGUCUCCGUGCUCUUCGCCGCCGUCAUGGGACUCGCGGCCAUGUGUUUUGCCGCCGGGAUGCAGGAGCGUUGGGGCCGCAUGUUCACCGACGACGCCGACAUCCUGCGGCUGACGGCGGCUGCGCUUCCGGUCGUCGGGCUCUGCGAGCUCGGAAACUGCCCGCAGACGGUCUCAUGCGGGGUCCUUCGCGGUAGUGCGCGGCCGGUGCGGGCGGCCCACGUCAACCUCGGCGCCUUCUACCUCGUCGGCAUGCCGGCGGCCGUGGGUCUCAGCUUCUGGCUUGGUUUAGGCUUCGUCGGGCUUUGGACGGGCCUGCUGGCGGCCCAAGUCUGCUGCGCCGGACUCAUGCUUCACGCAGUGGGGACAACAGACUGGGAGGCGCAGGCCCGGCGGGCUCAGUUGCUGACGUGCGCGGCCGUGGCCGGAGCAGGCGACGCCUCGGUGGACUCAGUCGUGCUGCAGGAGGUAAAGAUCGAGAAAGAGGAGGGGAACAAGGGAACGACCGAACGAGCGAGUGGUGCCAGCCUCUGAUUUCGAUUCAGAGUCACGACGAAGAUUCAACUCUGAACUCGUCUUCAUCAUCCUCCGGGAAAUGAUUAGAACUGCACGUGAAACCUUGUGGUAUCUUGAACCUAGCUACCAUAUCCAGCGCAAGAUCACGCCUCUCCCAAUUCAUGCGACAUCACACGACGCAAGUCAUUAGCAGGUUGUUUUUUAUUAUUAUUAUUAUUAUUAUUAUUAUUAUUAGCGAGAUGUAUUUAAUUUUAUCUUACCAUGUCAUCGACACAUUGUUACAGUAAAGGUGAAAUCAUUAUUUUAAGGAUCGUUUCAGGACAACCUCAUAUAUUUUAG